Molecule: messenger RNA, 492 nt
Organism: Phanerochaete carnosa HHB-10118-sp
Lineage: Eukaryota; Fungi; Basidiomycota; Agaricomycetes; Polyporales; Phanerochaetaceae
Exons: 1
Coding region: 30-200 (56 amino acids)
Source: RefSeq, a predicted model, not a curated record
CACGACUUCGCUCAGAUUCACGAAUCAUAAUGGUAUCUUCAAACGAUGUUCAACGACUCUAUCUUCAAGCGAUUCUUUCGAGGAGGAUACUCUCUCAGAAACUGGCCGCUCAGAUAUGGUACAAGUGCGCUGAGGCAGUCAAAGGUACUGUUUUCGUCUGUGCUCCAAUCGUGCCUUCCAAGGCUGACAGGAUACUAUAGCUGUUGAUGAAACUCUUGAAAUAGAAUAUGGCGAGGAUAGGGCGUCAUGGGACGCGUGGGUCACGAAGAUUAACUCUGCUCUGAACCCUCUAGACCUUGAGUUUGCCCACAUCCUCGACGAAGCGACAGGGAAGGACAUGUAUGCUAUUGUGCGCGGUGGUAUUUCAUGUCAUUGUCGAUGCUAGAGCGUUUUCUUGCAGGUCAAUCGAAAGGGUGACGAGAUAGCACAACUAGCGACAGAGUACACCCCAGCAGAGAUCAUGUAUUUCAAGGCCAUCGUAAGUCACCCUUU